Molecule: messenger RNA, 2620 nt
Organism: Numida meleagris (helmeted guineafowl)
Lineage: Eukaryota; Metazoa; Chordata; Aves; Galliformes; Numididae
Product: olfactory receptor 51G2-like
Exons: 3
Coding region: 894-1868 (324 amino acids)
Biological process (GO): G protein-coupled receptor signaling pathway
Cellular component (GO): membrane
Molecular function (GO): G protein-coupled receptor activity; olfactory receptor activity
Source: RefSeq, a predicted model, not a curated record
GGCUGAACAGACCCAGGGCUCUCAGCCUUUCCUCAUACAGGAGAUGCUCCAGGCCCUGUCUCAUCUUUGUGGCCUCCGCUGGACUCCUUCCAGGAGAUCUCCGUCUUUUCUGAACUGGGGAGCCCAGAACUGGACACGGUAUUCUAAAUAUGGCCUCACUGGGGCAGAGUAAAAGGUGCCAGUCUCUACACUUCCUCCUGUUAAACCUCAUCAGGUUCCUCUCUGCCCAACUCUCCAGUCUGUCCAGGUCCUGCUGAAUGGCAGCACAGCCUUCAGUGAGAUGGAUAAUGAAAUGAGGAACGACGCUGAUGUGAGAACAGCUGGAAAUCUGCCUUCCUCUGAGUUGAGAGCAGUGAUGUCUGACUGACCAGUUCUCUGUUAGUGUUUGUCAUCUGUUUCCAAUGUUGAUGUUUUCACUGAGACAUCAGAGUGUAAUUUUUGCCAUCCUCAGGUCCCUCAUCUCCAGUUAGCACCAAAAAUAAGCCAGUUUCUUAGAAGCUCAGUCUUGGUUGGGAUGACUGUGGAAAAAGCAUUUGCUUACUCAGAAGAGCAACUCAGCCUGUGGAAUUUGUGGACAAAAGUAGUAGUUGCACUCACCAGGAAUGUUUCAACUUUAAUUUUCAGAAAGAAAAUUUUUUUUGUUUUUAAGAAAAAGUGUGAAUUCUCUUUUUUUUUCAUUUGAUAGUUUAAUGGUCAGCUGAGAAUGUACUUAUAUGCAACACCAAGGUAAUCAUAACUGUGUCCUAAAUGACAGAGAGGCAUCUGCGUAGUGGGGAGGUGGAAGGAUGUGGGGCUUGUCAUUACCCAGUUCUAUAUGCAGUGGAGAGUCCAACUAUGUGGAGUUUCUGUUGUUGGUUUGUUUUAGGUAUAGGUCAUGUGAGAUCUGAGCUGGAAUGGAGCAUGACUCACAUACCACGUGGGAAUUCAAUGGCUCCUUCUAUCAGCCUUCAGCUUUCCUCAUGAUGGGCAUCCCAGGCCUGGAAGCCUUUCACCACUGGAUCUCCAUCCCUUUUUGUGUCCUCUACCUUACUGCUCUCUUGGGAAAUUGCAUGAUCCUAUUCGUCAUAAAGAAGACCCAAAGUCUUCAUGAACCCAUGUACUACUUUCUCUCCAUGCUAGCAGUCACUGACCUGGGGCUGGUUUUAAGCACACUGCCUACAACCCUGGGCAUUUUUUGGUUUAAUAUCCGAAGGAUUGGUUUUGAUGCCUGUCUCACUCAGAUGUACUUCAUCCACAUACUGUCCUUCAUUGAAUCCUCUGUGCUCCUGGCAAUGGCGUUUGAUCGCUUCGUUGCUAUCUCCCAUCCACUUAGAUACCCAUCCAUACUGACCAAGACGACUGUCAUAAAAAUAGGUCUGACAAUCAUAUUGAGAGGUACGGUCUCCCUUCUUCCAAUACCCUUCUUGCUCAAGAGAUUAACCUAUUGCGGGAAGACCGAGCUUUCCCAUUCUUUUUGCUUCCAUCCUGACAUCAUGAACCUAGCAUGUGCAGAUAUAAAAGUCAAUAUCUUCUAUGGUCUGAUUGCUUUGUUUUCAACAGUAGGGAUGGACCUUAUCUGCAUUGUACUGUCCUACAUCCUGAUCAUUAAAACUGUUAUCAGCCUUGCAACUAAGGAGGAGUGUCUCAAGGCUUUGAAUACAUGUGUCUCCCACAUCUGCGCUGUCCUAAUAUUCUUCAUCCCAAUGAUUGGACUGUCCAUGAUUCAUCGUUUUGGAAAGGAUCUUCCUCCUCUGGUUCACACUUUGGUGGCCUACACCUACCUUAUAAUUCCCCCUGCCCUCAACCCCAUCAUCUACAGCAUCAAAUCCAGCCACAUCCGCGAGGCUUUGUUCAGGGCACUGAGGAGGAAGUGUGAAUCUGAGUGGUAGGUUCUUCCACCAGUUCUGCCAGAAAAUGCUUGUGGACCUUUCUUGUGGUCAGAACUACUGGACUGCUUUCUUAGUGCUGCAUCCAUGGGUGUCACUGCCAGGCAAAGGAACUGCAGAUCCACUCAGACGUUGUCCCUCAACCCAGAGCUGUGACCUUUCAUGUUUUGUCCUGGCAUGAAGCUUGCCCCUUUCCAACAGCCUGCACGCACCCCAGGAGUGGAAGCCCCACUCAUGGGGAAACAAUUACAGGAAAAUGAGCUUCUCUUUUUGAGUUACACAAUGGAGUGGAGCAAGGAACCUCUGCAAUACAUGUUAUGGCAUCCAACAGCCAGAUAAUAGCGUGUAAGCUUCACCCGGGCUCCCUUGCAUGGGAUCAUUGCUCCCUCGUUGCAUGUUACCAGAUAGCUCCCCAGGACCACAAACUCUGCAGGACAGGACAGAGGCCAAAAGCCCCUGGAGUCACUCUGAAUAUCAGAGUAAUUUUGUUCAACUGGAAACAUCCCACAAGAUGGAGAUCAUUUCCAGAGGUUGAGCACAGAGCAUUUUUGGAAGAUUACAUCAUUUUAAGUGAACCCACAACACUUAGUUCGCCUAACAAAUGACUCAGCCUUAAUCUUCAUCUGUAUUUCUAAACUGCCAUACGCAUUUACAGUGCUGCUUUUGCAUCUCCUUUUGCUUUCAUUCAGCCUUACUAUCGUACCAAGUCUAAUGUUCAAGCCAUUGUCUUUUUGCAUUGAAUGUAAAGUAUGUAU